AUGCUGCGCUUUUGCACCCGUGCUGGAGCCGUCCUCAAUGUCUACAGUGCCGCCCGCCAACAGUCGAGCAUCGUCGACGAAUUGAAGGGGACGAUUCUGGCGCGUCACAAACUUGACGCUCCAAGGAUCAAGGCCCUGAAGGAGAAGUGCGGAGGCGAGAAGCUGAGCGAUGCGACCGUCGGGGCCGCCUACGGUGGCAUGCGUGGGAUCACUGGCCUGGUGUACGAGCCCUCGCUGCUCGACGGGAUGCACGGCAUUCGUUUCCGUGGCAUGACGAUCCCCGAGUGCUGCGAGCAGCUGCCCAAGUCGUGGUUGGGGGGCUCCUCGCCGCUGCCGGAGGGCGUGUUUUGGCUCCUCAUGACCGGCUCCGCCCCCACGGACAAGCAGAUGCGGGAGAUGCACGUUGAGCUGCACCGCCGCGCCGACAGUGAGGCGAUCGCCGCCGCCACGAAAGCCAUUGCCGCACUCCCUGCACACACGCACCCGAUGACGCAGUUCUCCGCUGGUGUGCUUGCCCUCCAGGCCUUCUCCAAGUUUGCGCCUGCCUACGAGGACGGCCGCGCCGUCAAGUCGAACUACUGGGACUAUGCCCUUGAAGACAGCCUGGAUAUUAUUGCCCGCACGCCCCAAUUGGCGGCUGUGAUUUACAACCGCAUGCGGACUGGCAAGACGGAAUUGGCGGCGCCCAGCAACCGUGACCUAGAUUGGACCGCCAACUUUGUGAACAUGCUGGGCUUCAAGGACGAAAACUUCUGGGACUGCAUGCGCAUGUACCUCGCCAUCCACGCCGACCACGAGGGCGGCAACGUCUCGGCACACACGACGACUCUGGUUGCCUCGGCGCUGAGCGACCCGUACCUGGCCUUCUCUGCGGGCCUCAACGGCCUGGCGGGUCCACUGCACGGCUUGGCGAAUCAGGAGGUUCUCACCUACCUCUUCGAGAUGCGGGACAAGUGCAAGGCGGCCGGCGUGGAUUUGAAGGAUCGCAAGGCGCUGGAGGCGGGUCUGGAGAAGUUCACGUGGGAGCGUCUGAAUGCGAAGCGUGUGGUGCCCGGCUACGGGCAUGCCGUGCUGCGCGUGCCGGACCCCCGCUAUAUCUGCCUCCGCGACUACUGCCUGAAGCACCUGCCCAACGACGAACUCUUCUUCCUUGUCGACACCAUCUAUUCCAUCAUGCCAGGCAUCCUGACCAAGCACGGCAAGUCGAAGAACCCCUACCCGAACGUGGACGCCCACUCUGGGGUGGUGCUUCAGUACUACGGCCUCACGGAGCAGGCGUUCUACACGGUUCUGUUCGGCCUCUCGCGGCAGCUCGGUGUGCUGAGCGGCGUUGUCUGGGACCGGCUGCAGCAACGCCCCAUCGAGCGCCCGAAGUCCACCACGUCUGAGGCACUCUUCAAGAAGUUCAACAUUCAGUAG
Molecule: messenger RNA, 1419 nt
Organism: Trypanosoma conorhini
Lineage: Eukaryota; Euglenozoa; Kinetoplastea; Trypanosomatida; Trypanosomatidae
Product: putative citrate synthase
Exons: 1
Coding region: 1-1419 (472 amino acids)
Biological process (GO): carbohydrate metabolic process; tricarboxylic acid cycle
Cellular component (GO): mitochondrial matrix
Source: RefSeq, a predicted model, not a curated record